AUGUGUGGAAUAUUUGCUGUAUACAAUUACCAAGGUGAUGUCGAGGAUUUUCGACAACAUGCCUUGUAUUUGUCCAAAAAAAUAAGGCAUCGUGGGCCUGAUUGGUCUGGAUGUUAUACUACGGGCAACCAUAUCAUCGCCCAUGAACGCCUUGCCAUUGUUGGUGUUGACACGGGUGCUCAACCGAUUACCAAUGAUGACAAGACAUUGGUGCUUUGUGUUAAUGGAGAAAUCUAUAAUCAUAACCAGCUACGUAAAAACCUCAAGCGCAAGCAUCACUUCAAGACUCAUUCUGACUGCGAGAUUAUUAUGCAUAUGUACGAGGAAAUGGGUAUCGAUCUCGUGCAGCAUUUGGAUGGCAUCUUUUCUUUUGUAUUACUGGAUACCAAGCGAAAUCGUAUCAUUGCAGCUCGUGAUCCAAUUGGGGUAACAACCUUGUACUAUGGCUGGAAUUCGCGUAUGCCUGGCGCUGUCUACUUUGCAUCCGAACUCAAGGCCCUUAACGAGGAUUGCGACAAGAUCUUGACGUUUCCACCAGGGCAUGUCUAUGACUCGGAUAAGGGUAACGAACCAACUCGGUGGUUUAACCCAUCAUGGUGGGAUCCUGAGAGGAUACCACGCACCCCCAUUGAUUAUAAACAAUUGCGUCAAGCUUUGGAAGCCUCCGUGCGAAAGCGAUUGAUGGCUGAAGUUCCUUAUGGUGUGCUUUUAUCAGGAGGAUUGGAUUCAAGUUUAAUCGCAUCGAUCGCUGUACGUGAAGCACGUGCCCUUGCUGAGCAAAAUGGAAACAAGAAAAAAGGUGGUGGUGAUGAAGGCGACGAUGAUGAGGAUGGGUUAAGCACGCCAUGGUUGCCGCAUCAACUCCAUUCAUUCUCAAUUGGACUUCCAGGAUCUCCUGAUUUGGCAGCCGCACGUGAAGUGUCUGAACAUCUUGGAACGACGCAUCAUGAAUUUACAUUUACUAUUCAAGAAGCCUUGGAUGCCGUGUUUGACGUCAUUUACCAUCUCGAGACGUAUGAUGUGACCACCGUGCGUGCAUCCACACCCAUGUAUUUACUCGCACGUAAAAUCAAGGCCAUCGGCGUCAAGAUGGUGUUGAGCGGUGAAGGUGCUGAUGAAUGUUUUGGUGGAUACCUCUAUUUCCAUGCUGCACCCGAUGAUGCUGCCUUUCAUGCGGAAACCAUUUCACGCGUCAAGAAUUUGCAUUAUGCCGAUUGCUUACGUGCCAACAAGUCCACCAUGGCCUGGGGUUUAGAAGCACGUGUACCUUUCCUUGACAAGGAGUUGCUCGAACUUGUCAUGAACAUCGAUCCAAGUGACAAGCGUCCAACGAACCAAUACAUGGAAAAGUAUAUCUUACGCAAGGCAUUUGAUACAUCCGAUGAGCCUUAUACAACACCUUAUCUUCCAGACAGCAUCUUGUGGCGUCAAAAGGAGCAAUUCUCUGAUGGUGUUGGGUACAGCUGGAUCGAUACACUUAAGCAAAUUAGCAGUGACAAGAUCUCGGAUGAAGAAUUCAAUCAUGCGGCUGAGCGUUGGCCCAAAGACACUCCCACUACCAAGGAAGCAUACAUGUACAGAGCUAUGUUUGAAGAUUGGUUCCCACAAGAAGCAUGCACUGCUAGCGUUGUGCGUUGGGUUCCACGUGCUGAUUGGGGAUGUCCCGAAGAUCCAUCAGGUCGUGCUCAAAAAGCACAUGAAGCAGGCUAUGCUUGUGCUUAA
This is a messenger RNA of Lichtheimia ornata, 1722 nucleotides long. Its product is annotated as asparagine synthase (glutamine-hydrolyzing). Bases 1 to 1722 code for a protein of 573 amino acids. Gene Ontology annotation, molecular function: asparagine synthase (glutamine-hydrolyzing) activity. The transcript is spliced from 4 exons. Gene Ontology annotation, cellular component: cytosol. The record is from RefSeq and is a predicted model, not a curated record. NCBI's taxonomy places the organism in Eukaryota, Fungi, Mucoromycota, Mucoromycetes, Mucorales, Lichtheimiaceae.